Molecule: messenger RNA, 942 nt
Organism: Colletotrichum spaethianum
Lineage: Eukaryota; Fungi; Ascomycota; Sordariomycetes; Glomerellales; Glomerellaceae
Product: gluconolactonase
Exons: 2
Coding region: 1-942 (313 amino acids)
Source: RefSeq, a predicted model, not a curated record
AUGAACUUUUACCCCGUGCCCCCAACCAUCAAGGCCGAGCUGUACGUACGGGUGCCGGAACACCUGCGGUGCACUGGAAAGGAAACCGAAUGGCGAGGCGGUUUCGCUCGGCCAUUCCAGUACAUUUUUCUCGAGGGGCCCGUCGCGGACGAGGCUGGAAACUUGUUCGUCGUGGACAUCCCCUAUGGCAGGAUCCUCAAGGUCGACCCUUCCAAGGAAAUCAGCGUAUUCGCCGAAUGGGAUGGCGAGCCCAACGGGUUGGCCGUGAGACAGGAUGGCUCGUUUGUAAUUGCCGACUAUAAGCAGGGAAUCCUUACUUUUGACCCUUCCCUUGGCACUGUCAAGCCCUUGAUGUCUCGGCGUCAUCUUGAAAGGUUCAAGGGCCCUAAUGAUUUAAUAGUCGACUCUAAAGGGUCCAUCUACUUCACCGACCAAGGCCAGACAGGCAUGACAGACCAGACGGGCAAGGUGUACAGGUUACUACCGGACGGGAAGCUGGAAACGCUUGUCGAGAACGGAGUAUCGCCCAAUGGAAUCGUCCUCUCCCCUGACGAGAGGUUCCUCUUUGUGGCCAUGACGCGCUCCAACCAAGUAUGGCGGCUCCCCCUCCACCCUGACGGAACGACCACGAAAGCCGGCGUCUUCUUCCAGUCGUUCGGCAACGCCGGUCCGGACGGCCUAGCCAUGGACGAGGAAGGCAGCCUGUUUGUGUGUCACCCAAGCCUGGGCUCUGUCUUCGUCGUUGAUUCGGACGGCGUGCCCAAGGCGCGCAUCGUUACGGGCACGGGUGGCAUCAACCUGACGAACUGCUGUUUCGGCGGGCCGGAGAACAAGACCAUUUACAUCACUGAUAGUUUGGAAGGCAACGUGCAGAAGGUCGAGUGGCACUGCCAAGGGGCGAGGCCGCAGCCAAAGGUGGAAGGGUUAAGCAAAAGCAUAUAG